Molecule: messenger RNA, 1146 nt
Organism: Peniophora sp. CBMAI 1063
Lineage: Eukaryota; Fungi; Basidiomycota; Agaricomycetes; Russulales; Peniophoraceae
Source: the annotation of a GenBank genome assembly
AUGGCUUUCACAGUUCUUGUCUCCUUCUCUCUCCUAGCGCUGGUCGUUACAGCUCGACCCCUCGCUCCGCGAGACGCUCACGCCGACUAUGCUCAGCUCGAUAUACAGUCGACAGUUCAGGCUGUCUUCGAGUCCAGGACCAAAGACUCCUUCGAUACUUUGGACCUCACCGGCAGCGAAUAUGAUAUUCGCAUCAUCUCUGCUGAAGAGCAGCAGGCCUACCUAUCAUCUUUGGACAGCAGUGCCAUUAAGGCGCUGGUUCCUCUGGACGAGAAUCGGCCACUCUCUGAAGAGGAGAAGGCUCUCAUUGAGAUGCUUGGCACCUCGGACCGUAUGGAAGACGUUGAAGGCGCCAGCGCCCCCCUUCCUGAAGACGAAGUGUCUUCGUCGCCUGCGACGAAGGACGCUGAUCUGACGGCGGAGGUGGCCGCCGAGGCUGACAUACCGGAUUCGGCCUCCUCGCUUGAGUUCGCACACAGCCUGCCCUCGGUACACUCGGAACCGAUCGUCAUUGCGGUUUCUUGCCUAGUAGCGCUGCUUGCGUUGGCAUGCGUCGGCGGCUUCCUCUACGCUAUCUACUAUGUGCGGACCUACGUCCUCGGCUCGCGUACGGCUUAUGACUUGCUCCCACAACUGGAGAAGCAGAAGCGUCAGGACCGCCCCUCCCGCGGUACCUACGGUCUUCCCGAAUAUAAGCGCCAGCUUAUCGGUGCUAUGCCCGGUGAUUACGGCGACUACGACGAGAAGGACGAUUCGGAGACGGAUGGAGAAUAUGAGGACGCCCAGUCCAACGACACGACCCCUACUGCCACUCCUCGUAUGAGGAGUGCGGCACUUCCUUUCACCGGCACUGCCGACCCGCGCCUCGUGCCACUUCCUUUGUCGCCUACGUUGCAAGCUAGGAAGCUUGCGAACGAAGAUUCCGAAUAUGGAACACCCAGCUCUACCCCUCGCCAGAACCUUGUGGCUCUCCCGGAAGACGAUACACCCCGUCGUUCCUCUGCUCUCGACUACGCACGGCCAAUCGUUGCUAUCGCCAAUCCGGCUUGGAUGCUCAACUUCUUUGUCGCCAUGUUUGGUUGGAUGGCGAUUCUUAUGGGCAGCCCACGCGAGCAGCAGUCUCAGCGUCGCAUUAUUGCCCACUAG